AUGGCAUAUUUAAACCCUGCUCGUUCGUUGGGUCCAUCUUUUGUUUUAAAUAAAUGGGAUAAUCACUGGGUUUACUGGUUCGGUCCGCUUGUCGGCGGUAUUUCAUCAGGUUUGCUUUAUGAGUAUGUCUUCAGUUUGCGUCGAAAUUCACGAGCACAUAAAUCAAAUGUAGAUAGUGACUCAUUCUCUAUUCAUUCCGAGGACGAUAUGAACUAUGAUGUGGAUGUUGAAAAGCCCCACAUGCCUGCUAAAUAUUCACAUGGCACAUACCUCCGCGGUCAAACAAAUACCAAAUCAACAAUCGCAAGCAACGCUGGCACCAUUCCUACUGGUGGUAACUACUGUCAGAACUUAUAUACAGCCCCUCCACUAAAUAAACUCGACCAACCAGAACAAUUAUACGGAGGUACUCGCUCCCUAUAUUGCCGGUCACCUACGCUUACCCGCACCAAUUUAAAUCGCUCACAGUCAGUUUAUGCAAAGAGUAACGCAGCAAUAAAUCGCGAUAUCGUUCCUCGUCCAGGUCCCUUAGUACCGGCUCAAAGCUUGUACGGCAUGCGAGGGACACAAGCGCAAACACAGGCUCAAUCAUCUAAUCUGCAAAAUCAAAACGUACAGAAUCAGUUGCAGCAGCGUUCAGAGAGCAUUUACGGCAUAAGGGGAUCAACGAGACAAUCACAGCAACAACAACAACAUUCGCAUCAGCUACACUCGCAACAACAACCUCAUCACCAAAGUCCGAUCACUGCUCAUCACCACCAUCAACAGCAGCAACACCAUCAGCAACAGCAGCAACUUCAUCAACAUCAACCUACUCCUCAUCGACGGCAGCCCACUAGUGAGGAAGGCCAACAAGGUUUUCAGUCCGUAUACGGAAUUCGUCAAAAUCCUAAUCCACACGAUGGUAAUCUCAAAUAUGAUCGUCGACCAGAAUCGGCAUACGGCAUGACAAUGCAUCGUAAUCGUGGCCAAUCGGCGCAGUCGGAUGACAGCUCCUACGGAUCCUACCACCGAUCAGCAGUCACACCUCCUGCCCGUAACCAAACCGGUGGCGAACCGAUACUUAUGUACGCACCACCACCACCAAUUCCAUCAAAUUAUUCCCAAGUUGGUGCGCCACCCAUGCGCACGCAGUCAGAGCGCAAAGUAACUGCACCAGUUGUGGUGUCACAGCCGCCACAGAUCACAACCGGUAUGGUCACAUACUCGACGAGUUCGAAUCAAUCCCUGCUAUCAGCAACCCCGGCCCAACAGACAUCACAACAGCAGUCACAGCAACAGCAGCAGCAGCAACAAUCGCAACAACAACAACAGAUUUUAGUACAACAACAUCAAACAUCUCAACAGCCACACUAUGGCAUGUUACCGAUGCAAAGCAAUUGAAGGUGGCGCUGAUGGGGCCCGUGAAUACCGAGUGAUUGUCUGAACGGAAGUUUAUAAACCAAAAAACGCUUUCCGAACAUUAAAGUAAA
This is a messenger RNA of Rhagoletis zephyria (snowberry fruit fly), 1472 nucleotides long. Its product is annotated as neurogenic protein big brain-like. The record is from RefSeq and is a predicted model, not a curated record. Gene Ontology annotation, molecular function: water channel activity. Gene Ontology annotation, cellular component: plasma membrane. Gene Ontology annotation, biological process: transmembrane transport; water transport. Lineage: Eukaryota; Metazoa; Arthropoda; Insecta; Diptera; Tephritidae.